Jaculus jaculus (lesser Egyptian jerboa) is the source of this 4848-nucleotide messenger RNA. RefSeq names its product ral guanine nucleotide dissociation stimulator like 1 (gene Rgl1). The transcript has 19 exons. Gene Ontology annotation, biological process: positive regulation of GTPase activity; Ras protein signal transduction. The record is from RefSeq and is a predicted model, not a curated record. NCBI's taxonomy places the organism in Eukaryota, Metazoa, Chordata, Mammalia, Rodentia, Dipodidae. The coding region runs from base 172 to 2583 and encodes 803 amino acids. Gene Ontology annotation, molecular function: guanyl-nucleotide exchange factor activity. Gene Ontology annotation, cellular component: plasma membrane.
GGCACCCCUGGCCCCCAGCUUGGAACCGUUCUGCAUCGCCCCGCCGCCCGACGUCCCCAAGGACGGAGUCGAAAGGUCACAUCCUAUCUGUCAGUGUUGUGUGACAGCGUCGCCACGGGAUCUGCAGAGUCGGAACUCGAUCCGUAAUGCCUCCUGUCUGCAUCUUUCAAGAUGGAGGAGAAACCUGUGGGAGAGUCUACUGAAGUGGUGUCUAAAGUCAAAAUUUCCACCAAGGUAGAAAGCACAGGACAUUGGCUGGUGGAAGAUCAUGCUCGAAUAUGGGAAGUUUUAAAGACAGAGGAGAGCUCGAUUCAGGACUGGGGUGAAGAGGUAGAGGAAGGAGCUGUUUACCAUGUCACCCUCAAAAGAGUCCAGAUUCAACAGGCCGCCAAUAAAGGAGCAAGAUGGCUAGGGGUUGAAGGGGACCAGCUGCCUCCAGGACACACUGUCAGUCAGUAUGAGACCUGUAAGAUCAGGACCAUAAAAGCGGGCACGUUGGAGAAGCUUGUGGAGAACCUGCUCACAGCGUUUGGAGACAAUGACUUCACCUACAUCAGCAUCUUCCUGUCAACGUACAGAGGCUUCGCCUCCACUAAAGAAGUGCUGGAGCUGCUGCUGGACAGGUAUGGAAACCUGACAGGCCCAAACUGUGAAGAAGACGGAAGUCAAACUUCAUCAGAGUCCAAGGCAGUGAUCAGAAAUGCGAUCGCUUCCAUCCUGAGGGCUUGGUUAGACCAGUGUGCAGAAGACUUCCGGGAACCCCCUCACUUCCCUUGCCUACAAAGACUGCUGGACUAUCUCAAGCGGAUGAUGCCUGGUUCCGACCCAGAGAGAAGAGCCCAGAACCUUCUUGAGCAGUUUCAGAAACAGGAAGUAGAUGCUGACAAUGGGCUUCCCAACCCCAUCUCCUUCAGUCUGGAAGAGGAAGAGGAAGCGGAGAGUGGAGGAUCAGCAGAAUUUACAUGUUUCUCUGAAGACCUCGUGGCGGAGCAGCUGACCUACAUGGACGCACAACUAUUCAAGAAAGUUGUGCCUCACCACUGCCUGGGAUGCAUUUGGUCUCAGAGGGAUAAGAAGGAAAACAAACACUUGGCUCCCACGAUCCGCGCCACUAUCUCUCAGUUUAAUACCCUCACCAAAUGCGUCGUCAGCACCAUCCUGGGGGGCAAAGAGCUCAAAACUCAGCAGAGAGCCAGAAUCAUUGAGAAGUGGAUUAACAUUGCUCACGAAUGUAGGAUCCUGAAGAAUUUUUCCUCCUUGAGGGCCAUCGUUUCUGCACUGCAGUCUAAUUCUAUCUAUCGGUUGAAAAAGACUUGGGCAGCCGUCCCAAAGGACAGAAUGCUGAUGUUUGAAGAACUUUCAGAUAUCUUCUCUGACCAUAAUAACCAUCUGACUAGCCGGGAACUGCUCAUGAAGGAAGGAACCUCAAAAUUUGCAAACUUGGACAGCAGUGUGAAAGAAAACCAGAAGCGAACUCAGAGGCGGCUCCAGCUUCAGAAGGACAUGGGUGUGAUGCAGGGAACCGUUCCCUACCUGGGCACCUUCCUGACUGACCUCACCAUGCUGGACACUGCUCUUCAGGACUACAUCGAGGGUGGACUGAUAAACUUUGAGAAAAGGAGAAGGGAAUUUGAAGUUAUUGCCCAGAUCAAGCUCUUACAGUCUGCUUGCAAUAGCUAUUGCAUGACCCCAGACCAGAGGUUCAUCCAGUGGUUCCGGAGACAGCAGCUCCUGACCGAGGAGGAGAGCUACGCCCUGUCGUGUGAGAUUGAAGCGGCCGCGGACGCCUGUGCCGCCUCCCCCAAGCCCCGGAAGAGCAUGGUGAAGAGGCUCAGCCUGCUGUUUCUGGGGUCUGACAUCAUCACCGGUAGCACUCCCACCAAAGAGCAGCCCAAGUCCACAGCCAGUGGGAGCUCUGGCGAGAGCAUGGACUCCGUCAGCGUGUCGUCGUGUGAGUCAAACCACUCAGAGGUGGAGGAGGGCUCCAUCACGCCCAUGGACACGCCUGAUGAGCCUCAGAAGAAGCUCUCUGAGUCCUCCUCAUCUUGUUCCUCGAUCCAUUCCAUGGACACAAAUUCCUCAGGGAUGUCGUCCUUAAUCAACCCCCUCAACUCGCCUCCAUCCUGCAACAACAACCCUAAGAUCCACAAGCGCUCGGUCUCUGUGACAUCCAUCACCUCCACGGUCCUGCCUCCCGUUUACAACCAGCAGAGCGAGGACACCUGCAUCAUCCGCAUCAGCAUAGAAGACAGCAACGGCAACAUGUACAAGAGCAUUGUGUUGACAAGCCAAGAUAAAACGCCUGCUGUGAUCCAGCGAGCCAUGCUAAAGCACAACCUGGACUCAGACCCGGCCGAGGAGUAUGAGCUGGUGCAGGUCAUCUCGGAGGACAAAGAACUGGUGAUUCCAGACUCAGCAAAUGUCUUUUAUGCCAUGAACAGCCAAGUUAAUUUCGACUUCAUCUUACGUAAAAAGAACUCAGUGGAUGAGCAGGUGAAGCUGCGAAGUCGGAGCAGCUUGACUUUGCCCAGGACAGCUAAGCGGGGCUGUUGGAGUAACAGACACAGCAAGAUCACCCUCUGAAGGGGACCAGUGACUCCUGCCAAAGGCAGAGAGGUGUUCAGAAAAGGCUUUGGUCAUGGCAACUACCGUCCAGUGUUUGAAGAUCACUGGAGAUGCCAGCAGAUAUUUAUCAAGUACUUAUGGUGUACAAAGCACUAUGUGGGAAGAGUGGAAAUGAACUGACUUGAAAAGGAUGGAAUGAUCCGCUGAUUCUCUGACCUGUGUGAGACUGAAAUACAAAAUGAUCCCCAUGAGGUAUAUGUGCACACAUAUUUUGUGUAUAUGUGCAUAUAUAUAUAUAUAUAUAUAUAUAUACACAUACAUAUAUGUAUGUAUUAGAGGAACUUUAUGGGAUAUUCUGGACUGUGGAGAAAACAAUUUUCACAAUGACCUGGGAAGUUGAGGUCACUUAUUACAGGGAGAUAGACGGAAUGGAGAGCCUAGUCUCACGCCUUCCAGGAGAAUCAGACCUAUGAAUGCAGUGUCCUUCGUGCCAGUGUUACAAGAAGCCCAAGCUUUAUUUGUGUAAAGCGUGUGUGUGUGGGGGGGAGGGGGCAUUACCUUCUCAGUCACCUGCCGCCAGAUAAAACAACUGCAGAAGCUGGAAUGGCCACGGGCUGCGUGAAAGACCCCCACGGAGAGGGUGUGGAUGAGCCUGUGGUCCCCACUCUCUGCCUGCCGCUGCCUCUCUCUGCUCCCCGGUGGGUCUGGAGGAGCCUUAGAGGCCCCCACGCUCUGCUGGUUGCCCUUACAAUGCCUUGAGCCAACACAAGCCUGUUUCAGUUUCUGGAAAUCCUUGUACUUCUGCAUUCUCUCCUAAAGACCAUGUAAUCCCUGCACAAGUAGCCAUGGUCUUCGGUCACUUACCAGCCAGAAGAGACCGCGCAAGAGAGUGGUGACCUGUUUGCACUCAGCUCCGUCUUGGAAUGCCACCACUCCCUUGCCUCUCUGAUUGCCUUUUGCAUGUAAAACCGUAUGUCUUGGAGUCUUUGGCCAUCUGGAUCCUAGUAUCUCUUAUUAUGUGCAAUUUGUUCCUCAGGUGUAGACAUUUCUCCUGUGGUUGACUACAUCGGUCAUUUUGAGCCCGUGAGGGGCUUCUGAACAGCGAUUCCGUGUUACUAAGCCCUCAGAAACGCGUUCCCUGCUGGCAGCACUGUCUCAUUUUCCUGACUUCUGCAGCAUUCCUGUGCCUAGCCGCAGGGAAACAGGACUUCAUGUAUUAUCUCAGUCCUUCCUCCAAGAGGUGCCUCCUUCCAGAUGGAAUCAGUACCGCUCUCUUCACAUCCCCUCACGUGCUCUCCGACUGUCCCUGUUAGGUGACAUUUUUGUCUCUAGUAACACCAUCACACUCUCCCAUUCCAAAUCUGAGCUAUGCUGGGGUUUGAACUAAAAAGCCAUAUGUGGGAAGUUGACUUGUAUAAAAAGCACUUUCAGAUUGCUGUCUUUUUUUUAAGAAAAAACAUUCCCAAAAUACCAGUUUUUAUUCCAAAAAUAAAAAGAAUGAACUGAGAAUAUGAAGUACAGAUUGUAAUGUAGAGCUUUUUUUUUAAAAAAAAAAAAAUUCUAACCCUGUAUUGCAACUCCCAGAGGAUGUGUGGGACUUACUUUACAUAGAUAGCCAUAUUAUUUCAGCAAGAAACGUUAAAAAAAAAAAAGUUUAGAGAUUUGUGGCAAUGGACCAAAGAAGGAGUCAGGAAGAAAUCAAAUUUCCUGGGUCUUUCUAGGAGGCUGGAUUGUACACUGUGUAGACUGGCUAGGUUCCAGCUAGUGUUUCGACUGGGUUCCAACAGCACUUUCUUCUGUUCUUGAGUCUUGUUUGAUUUGUGCGUCUGCUUGGAGGAGAGACAGCCAGGGCCACAGGUCAAGGCGAAGGUAUCCUCUGCCUGACUUUGUUGGUGCCAGUGUUCAAAAUGUGUAACGAUUGCCCUAGUUUAGGGUGCGGCUGCCAAGAUGUAUCUGUUUUGCUCAUGUACUCACUCCAUGUAUUUAUACUGUACAUGUCGAGCCUAAGAUAUAUGCUGCAAUGUAAAAUAUAUAUAUAUAUACAUAUAUAUAUAUAUAUAUAUUUACCUUUUUAAAAAGACAAUGGAAAUUCUAAGUAGAUGAAACAUGGCCUCAUUUAUUUAAUGCCACUUUAAUUGUCUUAGAUUUGCUUCCAUGUGGACAGCCGGGCGUUGCUUUCAGUACCCGCAUGUUUGUCUUCCUGCAUCUCCAGCAUCUGUUUACCUUUUGGUUCAACUAAUAAACUGGUUUGGGACUUGGUUGGCACGUGCUGCCAGACCCAAA